Molecule: messenger RNA, 9522 nt
Organism: Phlebotomus papatasi
Lineage: Eukaryota; Metazoa; Arthropoda; Insecta; Diptera; Psychodidae
Product: fibrillin-2-like
Exons: 4
Coding region: 1-9522 (3173 amino acids)
Source: RefSeq, a predicted model, not a curated record
AUGGACCGGAAAGGAGGCCUGGGUGUAGCGGUUCCGCAAGGAGUGGAAAAUGAAACAGUAAUUAAUCUCGACAACUUAAGGCAUGGAGGAUAUCGCUGUUCUUUGCACGAAGAAUAUCUAAAAUGUGGACCUCCUUGUGAACUCGAUUGCACAAAUCUCGGAAAGCCCUGCAACGUUAAAACGUGUCGACCUGGAUGUUACUGUCGGCCAGGAUAUGUAAGAGAAUAUCCCGGGGGAAAGUGUGUAUCGCAGAAGAAGUGUGACAGGCCAUCUUGUCCAAAGCACGAAGAGUACCUCUUCUGUGGCGAAGCCCCACUAUGCCAAACAACAUGUGAAAAUUACGGAAGGGCCUGCGAAAAACCGACAUCUGCACUCUGUCCUCAAGGUUGCUAUUGCAAACAUGGUUAUGCUCGUCAUCCGGAUACCAAUCAGUGCGUCCGCGUCAAAAAUUGCCCAACAAUUGAAUAUGUUCCACAACAACCUGUUACAACAACCGAGGAAACGGUGAAAUCAUGUGGAAGAAACGAAGAAUUUCUCCAAUGUGGACCUGCUUGCCAAGUUGAAUGUUCCAAUUUGGGUAAAGAGUGUCCCAGAUCGCAUGUGAAAUGCACAAGUGGAUGCUUCUGCAAACCAGGAUACGCCAGGGACGGUGCAGGAGGAGCAUGUGUUCCACAAAAGAAUUGCCCAAAUCCCUAUUGUCCCAAAAACGAGGUUUGGUUAGGUUGCGGUCAGGCGCCGGAGUGUCAGGAGACUUGCGAUGGCGUGGACCGUGAUUGUGAAAGUCGGAAAUACCCUAAUAAUUGUCCAACAGGUUGCUACUGUCGUAAAGGCUAUGUUAGACAUCCCACAACUGGACUCUGUGUCCGGAAGAGUGAGUGCCCCAAGGAACCUCAAUGUGGAAGUCAUGAAGAAUACCGCGAAUGUGGAUAUCGAUGCAAGGAGAAGUGUUAUGUAGACAAAAAGGAAUGCAAGUAUGAACAGUGCGAAGCAGGAUGCUUCUGUCAAGAAGGAUACGUAAGGAUCAACGGAAUAUGUCUUCCGCAAGAUAAAUGUGCUAAGAAGUGCCCACCAAAUGAGGAAUACACCCAUUGCGGUAAACGAUGCAAUGAAGAUUGCAACGCUUCGGAGGGAUCCUGCAACAACAGCGCUUGCGAACAAGGUUGUUUCUGCAUCAAUGGUUACAAAAGAGUAGCAGGAGUUUGUGUUCCUGAUACCAAUUGUCCUUGCCCAAGGAAUGAAGAAUAUGUCUACGGAAAUAAAUGUGAAGAGGAUUGCAAUAGUAGUUCAGAAGAAUGUCGGGACACAGCAUGUUACAAAGGAUGCUUUUGCGAAGAAGGUUACAAAAGAAUAAAUGGUUUCUGCCAAAAAAUGACGAAUUGUGCAUGCCCUAUACCAAAUCAACGAUACCAAGUGUUAAACCCAUGUCUUGACAGUUGCCAACCAACCACAGCAUGUGAAAAUGUACCAAACGAGUACGGUUGUUUUUGUGACGAUGGUUUUAAGUGGGAUCCAGUCAGUCAGGAAUGUUUCAAUCAAACAUUAUGUCCGUGCCCGGCUAAUGCCGAAUAUAAAUUCGGAAAGCCUUGCGACUAUUCAUGUGACCCAUCAUCAACCUGUUCGACAGAAGAAUGCUACAAGGAUUGCUUCUGCAAAGAUGGAUAUAGACUCGUUGAUGGAACCUGCCAAGAACUAACUAGUUGUACGUGUCCGAUUCCUAAUCAAAGUUACCAGGUAGCAAAUCCCUGCCUCGACAGUUGUGCACCGACCUCGGCGUGUGAUAAUGAACCAACAUACUAUGGUUGCUUCUGCGAUUGGGGUUACAAAUGGGAUCCAGUCAAAGGAAAAUGUUUCAACCAGAGUUAUUGUCCAUGUCCGAGAAAUACAGAAUAUAAAUUAGGAAAGCCUUGUGAAUAUGAAUGUGAAGUACCAUCAGAUUGUACUAAUGAAGCAUGCUCCAAGGAUUGCUACUGCAAGGAUGGUUUUAGGAUGGUUGAUGGAACCUGCCAAGAGCUAGAGAGUUGUACCUGCACUGUUCCUAAUCAGAGUUACCAAGUGCUGAAUCCUUGCCUUGAUAGUUGUGCACCAACUACAGAAUGUGAGAAUGAACCGACUUAUUACGGUUGCUUCUGUAACGAUGGUUUCAAGUGGGACCCUGAUUUAGAAGAGUGUGUUGAACAGUCUACUUGUCCAUGCCCGGCUAAUGCCGAAUAUAAAUUCGGAAAGCCUUGCGACUAUUCAUGUGACCCAUCAUCAACCUGUUCUACAGAAGAAUGCUACAAGGAUUGCUUCUGCAAAGAUGGAUUUAGACUCGUUGAUGGAACCUGCCAAGAACUAACUAGUUGUACGUGUCCGAUUCCUAAUCAAAGUUACCAGGUAGCAAAUCCCUGCCUCGACAGUUGUGAACCGACCUCGGCGUGUGAUAAUGAACCAACAUACUAUGGUUGCUUCUGCGAUUGGGGUUACAAAUGGGAUCCGGUCAAAGAAAAAUGUUUCAACCAGAGUUAUUGUCCAUGUCCGAGAAAUACAGAAUAUAAAUUAGGAAAGCCUUGUGAAUAUGAAUGUGAAGUACCAUCAGAUUGUACUAAUGAAGCAUGCUCCAAGGAUUGCUACUGCAAGGAUGGUUUUAGGAUGGUUGAUGGAACCUGCCAAGAGCUAGAGAGUUGUACCUGCACUGUUCCUAAUCAGAGUUACCAAGUGCUGAAUCCUUGCCUUGAUAGUUGUGCACCAACUACAGAAUGUGAGAAUGAACCGACUUAUUACGGUUGCUUCUGUAACGAUGGUUUCAAGUGGGACCCUGAUUUAGAAGAGUGUGUUGAACAGUCUACUUGUCCAUGCCCGGCUAAUGCCGAAUAUAAAUUCGGAAAGCCUUGCGACUAUUCAUGUGACCCAUCAUCAACCUGUUCUACAGAAGAAUGCUACAAAGAUUGCUUCUGCAAAGAUGGAUUUAGACUCGUUGAUGGAACCUGCCAAGAACUAACUAGUUGUACGUGUCCGAUUCCUAAUCAAAGUUACCAGGUAGCAAAUCCCUGCCUCGACAGUUGUGAACCGACCUCGGCGUGUGAUAAUGAACCAACAUACUAUGGUUGCUUCUGCGAUUGGGGUUACAAAUGGGAUCCUGUCAAAAAAAAAUGUUUCAACCAGAGUUAUUGCCCAUGUCCGAAAAAUACAGAAUAUAAAUUAGGAAAGCCCUGUGAAUAUGAAUGUGAAGUACCGUCAGAUUGUACUAAUGAAGCAUGCUCCAAGGAUUGCUACUGCAAGGAUGGCUUUAGGAUGGUUGAUGGAAACUGCCAAGAGCUAGAGAGUUGUACCUGCACUGUUCCUAAUCAGAGUUACCAACCACUCAACCCCUGCCUUGAUAGUUGUGCACCAACUACAGAAUGUGAGAAUGAUGCAACAUAUUACGGUUGCUUCUGUAAUGAUGGUUUCAAGUGGGAUCCUGAUUUAGAAGAGUGUGUCAACCAGACAAGUUGUCCAUGUCCAGAUAAUUCUCAAUACAAAUUCGGAAAGCCAUGCGAAUACGAAUGCGAAGUACCGUCAGACUGUUCUACUCAAGAAUGCUACAAGGAUUGCUUCUGUAAUGAUGGAUAUAGAAUGGUUGACGGAACCUGUCAAGAGCUAGAGAGUUGCACCUGCACUGUUCCUAAUCAAAGUUACCAAGUGUUGAAUCCUUGCCUUGAUAGUUGUGCACCAACUACAGAAUGUGAGAAUGAACCGACUUAUUACGGUUGCUUCUGUAACGAUGGUUUCAAGUGGGACCCGGUUACUGAACAGUGUUUCAACCAGACAAGUUGUCCAUGUCCAGAUAAUUCUCAAUACAAAUUCGGAAAGCCAUGCGAAUACGAAUGCGAAGUACCGUCAGACUGUUCUACUCAAGAAUGCUACAAGGAUUGCUUCUGUAACGAUGGAUUUAGAAUGGUUGACGGAACCUGUCAACAGCUAGAGCGUUGUACCUGCACUGUUCCUAAUCAAAGUUACCAAGUGUUGAAUCCUUGCCUUGAUAGUUGUGCACCAACUACAGAAUGUGAGAAUGAACCGACUUAUUACGGUUGCUUCUGUAACGAUGGUUUCAAGUGGGACCCGGUUACUGAACAGUGUUUCAACCAGACAAGUUGUCCAUGUCCAGAUAAUUCUCAAUACAAAUUCGGAAAGCCAUGCGAAUACGAAUGCGAAGUACCGUCAGACUGUUCUACUCAAGAAUGCUACAAGGAUUGCUUCUGUAACGAUGGAUUUAGAACGGUUGACGGAACCUGUCAACAGCUAGAGCGUUGUACCUGCACUGUUCCUAAUCAAAGUUACCAAGUGUUGAAUCCUUGCCUUGAUAGUUGUGCACCAACUACAGAAUGUGAGAAUGAACCGACUUAUUACGGUUGCUUCUGUAACGAUGGUUUCAAGUGGGACCCGGUUACUGAACAGUGUUUCAACCAGACAAGUUGUCCAUGUCCAGAUAAUUCUCAAUACAAAUUCGGAAAGCCAUGCGAAUACGAAUGCGAAGUACCGUCAGACUGUUCUACUCAAGAAUGCUACAAGGAUUGCUUCUGUAAUGAUGGAUAUAGAAUGGUUGACGGAACCUGUCAAGAGCUAGAGCGUUGUACCUGCACUGUUCCUAAUCAGAGUUACCAAGUGUUGAAUCCUUGCCUUGAUAGUUGUGCACCAACUACAGAAUGUGAGAAUGAACCGACUUAUUACGGUUGCUUCUGUAACGAUGGUUUCAAGUGGGACCCUGUUACUGAACAGUGUUUCAACCAGACAAGUUGUCCAUGUCCAGAUAAUUCUCAAUACAAAUUCGGAAAGCCAUGCGAAUACGAAUGCGAAGUACCGUCAGACUGUUCUACUCAAGAAUGCUACAAGGAUUGCUUCUGUAAUGAUGGAUAUAGAAUGGUUGACGGAACCUGUCAAGAUCUAGACCGUUGUACCUGCACUGUUCCUAAUCAGAGUUAUCAACCACUCAACCCCUGCCUUGAUAGUUGUGCACCAACUACAGAAUGUGAGAAUGAUGCAACAUAUUACGGUUGCUUCUGUAACGAUGGUUUCAAGUGGGACCCUGUUACUGAACAGUGUUUCAACCAGACAAGUUGUCCAUGUCCAGAUAAUUCUCAAUACAAAUUCGGAAAGCCAUGCGAAUACGAAUGCGAAGUACCGUCAGACUGUUCUACUCAAGAAUGCUACAAGGAUUGCUUCUGCAAUGAUGGAUUUAGGAUGAUUGACGGGGUCUGUCAAGAUAUGACAACAAAGUGUGAAUGUCCAAUUCCGAACCAGAGAUACCAAGUUCUCAACCCGUGCCUUGACAGUUGCGCACCAACAACAGAAUGUGAAGGUGAUCCUACAUAUUACGGCUGUUUCUGUGACGAUGGUUUGAAGUGGGAUUCUGUCAACGAAGUAUGUUUCGAUCAGAGUUUUUGCCCAUGUCCGGAUAAUGCUUUAUACAGAUUCGGUAAACCUUGCGAAGAUGAAUGCGAACCACCAUCAACGUGUCCUACUGAAGAAUGCUACAAAGCUUGCUUCUGUGAUGAAGGAUUUAGACUCGUUGAUGGGUCUUGUCAAAACAUGACGACAACGUGCCAAUGUCCUAUUGAAAAUCAACGAUACCAAGUAUUAAACCCAUGCCUCGACAGCUGCGCAUCAACUACAGAAUGUGAGGGUGAUCCUACAUAUUACGGAUGUUUCUGUGACGAUGGUUUGAAGUGGGAUUCUGUCAACGAAGUAUGUUUCGAUCAGAGUUUAUGCCCAUGUCCGGAUAAUGCUUCAUACAGAUUCGGUAAACCUUGCGAAGAUGAAUGCGAACCACCAUCAACGUGUCCUACUGAAGAAUGCUACAAAGCUUGCUUCUGUGAUGAAGGAUUUAGACUAGUUGAUGGGUCUUGUCAAAACAUGACGACAUCGUGCCAAUGUCCUAUUGAAAAUCAACGAUACCAAGUAUUAAACCCGUGCCUCGACAGUUGCGCACCCACUACAGAAUGUGAGGGUGAUCCUACAUAUUACGGAUGUUUCUGUGACGAUGGUUUGAAGUGGGAUUCUGUCAACGAAGUAUGUUUCGAUCAGAGUUUAUGCCCAUGUCCGGAUAAUGCUUUAUACAGAUUCGGUAAACCUUGCGAAGAUGAAUGCGAACCACCAUCAACGUGUCCUACUGAAGAAUGCUACAAAGCUUGCUUCUGUGAUGAAGGAUUUAGACUAGUUGAUGGGUCCUGUCAAAACAUGACGACAGCGUGCCAAUGUCCUAUUGAAAAUCAACGAUACCAAGUAUUAAACCCAUGCCUCGACAGCUGCGCAUCAACUACAGAAUGUGAGGGUGAUCCUACAUAUUACGGAUGUUUCUGUGACGAUGGUUUGAAGUGGGAUUCUGUCAACGAAGUAUGUUUCGAUCAGAGUUUAUGCCCAUGUCCGGAUAAUGCUUCAUACAGAUUCGGUAAACCUUGCGAAGAUGAAUGCGAACCACCAUCAACGUGUCCUACUGAAGAAUGCUACAAAGCUUGCUUCUGUGAUGAAGGAUUUAGACUAGUUGAUGGGUCUUGUCAAAACAUGACGACAUCGUGCCAAUGUCCUAUUGAAAAUCAACGAUACCAAGUAUUAAACCCGUGCCUCGACAGUUGCGCACCCACUACAGAAUGUGAGGGUGAUCCUACAUAUUACGGAUGUUUCUGUGACGAUGGUUUGAAGUGGGAUUCUGUCAACGAAGUAUGUUUCGAUCAGAGUUUAUGCCCAUGUCCGGAUAAUGCUUCAUACAGAUUCGGUAAACCUUGCGAAGAUGAAUGCGAACCACCAUCAACGUGUCCUACUGAAGAAUGCUACAAAGCUUGCUUCUGUGAUGAAGGAUUUAGACUCGUUGAUGGGUCCUGUCAAAACAUGACGACAGCGUGCCAAUGUCCUAUUGAAAAUCAACGAUACCAAGUAUUAAACCCGUGCCUUGACAGCUGCGCACCAACUACAGAAUGUGAGGGUGAUCCUACAUAUUACGGCUGUUUCUGUGACGAUGGUUUGAAGUGGGAUUCUGUCAACGAAGUAUGUUUCGAUCAGAGUUUAUGCCCAUGUCCGGAUAAUGCUUUAUACAGAUUCGGUAAACCUUGCGAAGAUGAAUGCGAACCACCAUCAACGUGUCCUACUGAAGAAUGCUACAAAGCUUGCUUCUGUGAUGAAGGAUUUAGACUCGUUGAUGGGUCCUGUCAAAACAUGACGACAUCGUGCCAAUGUCCUAUUGAAAAUCAACGAUACCAAGUAUUAAACCCGUGCCUCGACAGCUGCGCACCAACUACAGAAUGUGAGGGUGAUCCUACAUAUUACGGCUGUUUCUGUGACGAUGGUUUGAAGUGGGAUUCUGUCAACGAAGUAUGUUUCGAUCAGAGUUUAUGCCCAUGUCCGGAUAAUGCUUCAUACAGAUUCGGUAAACCUUGCGAAGAUGAAUGCGAACCACCAUCAACGUGUCCUACUGAAGAAUGCUACAAAGCUUGCUUCUGUGAUGAAGGAUUUAGACUCGUUGAUGGGUCCUGUCAAAACAUGACGACAGCGUGCCAAUGUCCUAUUGAAAAUCAACGAUACCAAGUAUUAAACCCGUGCCUCGACAGUUGCGCACCCACUACAGAAUGUGAGGGUGAUCCUACAUAUUACGGCUGUUUCUGUGACGAUGGUUUGAAGUGGGAUUCUGUCAACGAAGUAUGUUUCGAUCAGAGUUUAUGCCCAUGUCCGGAUAAUGCUUCAUACAGAUUCGGUAAACCUUGCGAAGAUGAAUGCGAACCACCAUCAACGUGUCCUACUGAAGAAUGCUACAAAGCUUGCUUCUGUGAUGAAGGAUUUAGACUCGUUGAUGGGUCCUGUCAAAACAUGACGACAUCGUGCCAAUGUCCUAUUGAAAAUCAACGAUACCAAGUAUUAAACCCGUGCCUCGACAGCUGCGCACCAACUACAGAAUGUGAGGGUGAUCCUACAUAUUACGGCUGUUUCUGUGACGAUGGUUUGAAGUGGGAUUCUGUCAACGAAGAAUGUAUCGAUCAGGGUUUAUGCCCAUGUCCGGAUGAUGCUACAUAUAGAUUCGGUAAACCUUGCGAAGAUGAAUGCGAACCACCAUCAACGUGUCCUACUGAAGAAUGCUACAAAGCUUGCUUCUGUGAUGAAGGAUUUAGACUCGUUGAUGGGUCCUGUCAAAACAUGACGACAGCGUGCCAAUGUCCUAUUGAAAAUCAACGAUACCAAGUAUUAAACCCGUGCCUCGACAGCUGCGCACCAACUACAGAAUGUGAGGGUGAUCCUACAUAUUACGGUUGCUUCUGUGACGAUGGUUUGAAGUGGGAUUCUGUCAACGAAGUAUGUUUCGAUCAGUCUGACUGUGAAUGUCCGGAGAACUCUACAUACAAAUUCGGAAAGCCGUGCGAAUACGAAUGCGAAGUACCGUCAGACUGUUCUACCCAAGAAUGCUACAAGGAUUGCUUCUGUAAUGAUGGAUUUAGAAUGGUUGACGGAACCUGUCAAGAUCUAGAGCUUUGUACCUGCACUGUUCCUAAUCAAAGUUACCAAGUGUUGAAUCCUUGCCUCGAUAGUUGUGAACCAACUACAGAAUGUGAGAAUGAUCCGACUUAUUACGGUUGCUUCUGUAACGAUGGUUUCAAGUGGGACCCUGUUACUGAACAGUGUUUCAACCAGACAAGUUGUCCAUGUCCAGCAAAUUCUCAAUACAAGUUCGGAAAGCCUUGUGAAUACGAAUGCGAAGUACCAUCAAACUGUUCUACUCAAGAAUGCUACAAGGAUUGCUUCUGCAUGGAAGGGUUCAAACUUGUUGAUGGAACCUGUCAAGGGGUAGAGCGUUGUACUUGCGAUGGUGCGAACGAAGUCUACAGGGUAUCUAGUGAUUGUGCAGAGUCUUGUGAUGUAAAUUGUGCAACUUGCGCGGAUGUGGCUACAGAACUUGGGUGUUAUUGUGCACCAGGAUACAGAAGGAAUGCCGCGGGUGACUGCGUUCUCGAAGAAGAUUGUCCAUGUACUGGUGAUAAUGAAAUCUACAAAGAUGGAAAGACCUGCGAGGAGGAGUGUACGGUAGCCCCGGAAUGUGAAUUGGAGAGCUGUUGCAAAGGAUGUUACUGCAGGAAUGGCUAUAAGAGAGUCAAUGGAAUGUGUGUACUAGAGGAUAAUUGUUCCCCUUGUGGUCCUGAUGAAGAAUACAGAUGUGGAAGGGGUUGCGAAGACGAAUGUGGUUUGUUGGAUAUUGACCUAUGUUUGGAACUACCCUGUACAGAUGGAUGCUACUGUAGAUCUGGAUUCUUAAGACUCUUAGGAAUUUGUAUUAGAGUCGAACUUGGAAUUAGUCUGUGUCCCUGUGGACCAUUUGCCUCAUUCCGGGAAGGUAAGGCUUGCGAGGAUGAUUGCUCGGUGAACCCUGACGACUGUGCUGCGGACACAACAUCACCAAGUUCAUGGCGUUGUCACUGUGACAAUAAUGCAUGCCUUGUAGGCGGCGUAUGUGCUCCAAGAGUGCCCUUACCUUUACUCAGCAAGAAGAAAAUCCAGAAACGGCCUGGUAUUUCAGCGAUAAAACACUAA